UUGUUACUCUUCAGGGUGUUUGGACAGGAUAUCCAAGGCAGGGACUGUGGUGAUGAAGUGGCUCAGUGGAUCACCACUUUCCUGAAAUCACAGCCCUAUCGACUGGUGCACUUUGAGCCCUCCAUGGUGCCAAGAAAGUCAAAGAAUACAAUAAACCUUUUCCGAAGCACUGAUGAGGUUGCCUAUCCUGACUGCAGCCCAGUCUUGCUCCUCUCUGAAGCUUCAAUGGAUGAUUUAAAUACAAGGCUGGAAAAGAAAGCUAAGAUACAGAACUUCAGGCCAAAUAUUCUUGUGGCAGAUUGCAGCGCUUUUGAGGAGGACACGUGGGAGGAUAUUCUUAUUGGUGAUGUGGAGAUGAAAGGGACCGUGUGUUGUGGCAGGUGUAUUUUAACAACUGUUAACCCAGACACUGGAGUCAUAGACAGGAAGGAGCCUUUGGAGACAUUGAAAAGUUACCGCCUUUGUGAUCCAUCCGAGCGACACAUCUACAAAACCAGCCCUCUCUUUGGGAAAUACUUUGCUGUUGACAAAACUGGAACGAUUCAAGUUGGAGACCCUGUGUACAAGAUGAUCUGGGAAUGAAAGAGACUUUGAUCAGAAGAUGCUUUUUCACCUUUGUACACAAACUGUUUUCCCAUGAACACAGUCACCAACGUAACCUUUUCUUAUUCCUUGCAAUAUUUUUAGUGCCAUGUCCCUUUGUAAGGUGCAGGGGGGUUUAUGAGGCUAUGAAAUGCCAGUCAUUUCAGAUCAUGUAAUCUACUAGCAUUCCUGUAGCAACCACAUCUUUAGUUUUUCUGGAGGCUGUGAGAGAAGAAACUGAUCCAAGACAGACUUCACAGCACUACUGUGAGCAUCACACCUCCUAAAAUUUCAUGUCAACCUUAAUAUCGGAAUCUGAAAUUACGUACAAGGGUUUGCAUCGUGUAUUAGAUACAUUUAGUGCCUAUAAAGAACCACAAAAACAGUCAUGCCAAGCACAAAGUACGUUGGUCACAGAGCUGCCUUUACAAGUGAACAUGGAGUGGAAAUGGCAGGACUCUGUCUUGGAUUCCGCCCUUCUUUGGUCCUAAUCAUCUUACCCAUCUGUAGGAAUCUGAUAAUUAUAUUUUCUACUGCAUAAAACAAAUAGAGGAGGAAAGUAUUUGGAUUAUGGCAGUAUUACCUUUUCUUUAAUUGUUAUGUGAUUUUUUUUCUUUUAAAAUGGAACUCCAAGAUAAAAACCAGCCAUCUUUCAAAGUCUUGUUACUUGUUUCAAAAGCUUGUUCCUUUGUUAUGAAUUAAUAGAUCUAGAAAGAGUGUUCCCCUAGCCAAAAGGAGGAAUCUAAUUAAGUGUGGAGAAGGGCAAAUAUGACCCAAUUUGGUGUUUAGAUUCUUUCUUUUCUGUUGUAAGUAUGAACCUGAAAUUUUGAUGCAUGUUCACAACUUAGACCUGAAAAAUGAAGAGCCAUCAGGCUUUGAACAAGUUCAAUUGGCUGUGUGUGACAAGGCUGAAGCAGAAAUAUAGGGAAGGUAUUAUUUGUGAACUCAGAGUUGCUCUGAGUGUCAUUUUUUUUAGCAGAGUGCUGGGUAAGGAUUUAGUUUUCCUGGGACAGACAAGUGCCCCAUUUUGACUGCACAUUGCAUAUUUGUGUAGUGUUAUGCCUCAUGCAGCAAACAGUGGGAUAUGAGAGAAAAAGCAUCUUUUGAAAACAAAGAAUUCUGAGGGUCACUUUUAAAAAGCACAUGUUGAAGGUCCUUAAUGUUAGAAGCUGAAAACUUGUGGAAUUCCUAAUGGUAUUAUUAAGCACAGGCAGCCUGCUGGCCUGCCAAAGCAAUUAGUUAAGUGUGUGUCUCUUCGUUAAGUCAAAGAAGCGGAAGGAAAGAGAACUGAUUUUUUGCCUCUAGCAAAACCUAUUUUUUUUCACUGUUGUUUUAGCAGCACAUCAGCAUUUACAUAACAAAUUGUGUGAUAUAGAUUCUGUUGCCUCUUGUUAGGCUGUUGUCAAUUGGGCUAAUUUGGAAAUGGGACUGUCUCUGCAAUGAGAAACAGCCAUCUGCUUUCUUACUAAGAAGAGGUCUUAGAUCUAACCCCCUGAUUUACUCCUGUAAAGCCUCUUAGAAGAAUAUUUCUAGAAUCCUAUAACAGAUAUGCACCUGAGUACAACACAUUUCACAAAUGACACUUAAAUCAGUUAUGUCAUCACAGAGAGCUGUUUUGGGAAGUCAAGAGCAUAACUUAGAACGUUAUGCUAUAAAUAUCUUCAUGUAACUGUUGAAUUGCUGCAACUGUAUGAAUUGUAUUUGAUUUUGUUAAAACUGUUUAGGAAAUUGACUGAAAACAUGUCAAUCAUAAACCACUGUUUUUAAAUUGUGUACUUAAAAAGUUAGUUCUUUUUUUAACUCUAGAAGAAGAAAACAAAAGUAUAAACUUUUGUUAAAUCAAA
Messenger RNA from Manacus vitellinus (golden-collared manakin), 2426 nucleotides. RefSeq names its product mitochondrial amidoxime reducing component 2. Gene Ontology annotation, cellular component: mitochondrial inner membrane. Bases 124 to 582 code for a protein of 152 amino acids. The transcript is spliced from 5 exons. The record is from RefSeq and is a predicted model, not a curated record. Gene Ontology annotation, molecular function: pyridoxal phosphate binding; nitrate reductase activity; molybdopterin cofactor binding. NCBI's taxonomy places the organism in Eukaryota, Metazoa, Chordata, Aves, Passeriformes, Pipridae. Gene Ontology annotation, biological process: nitrate metabolic process.